Messenger RNA from Phalaenopsis equestris, 1608 nucleotides. RefSeq names its product protection of telomeres protein 1a-like. Gene Ontology annotation, cellular component: chromosome, telomeric region; nuclear telomere cap complex. Lineage: Eukaryota; Viridiplantae; Streptophyta; Magnoliopsida; Asparagales; Orchidaceae. The coding region runs from base 87 to 1457 and encodes 456 amino acids. Gene Ontology annotation, biological process: regulation of telomere maintenance via telomerase; telomere capping. Gene Ontology annotation, molecular function: telomerase inhibitor activity; G-rich strand telomeric DNA binding. The record is from RefSeq and is a predicted model, not a curated record. The transcript is spliced from 10 exons.
CAAGAAUCACCUCGAUUAACAUUUCUAUUUUCCAUUGGGCAGUGGCGUGGCUGCUGCGAACCUGUGAUCCCGAGGGAGCUACGUUAAUGGCGGCAUCGUCACGCCGAAGCUUUUACCUUACCAUAAGGGAUAUAAGAAAUUCACCGAUUGGCUCAAAGGUGAACCUAAUUGCGAAGGCCAUAGAGAUCGGUGUCCCCAGGAAGUCCGGAGGGAGCGAUUAUUUUCUUACAUUGAAAUUGGUUGAUGAAACGGAGCCAACUCCAGGCUUUUCUGUGAAUAUUUUUGAGGAUAACCUUGAAAAGCUACCUAGAAUCAAAUUUCCUGGUGACAUAAUCAGCCUUCAAUGCGUCGAGUUGAACGUGUAUGGGGGAGAUUUCUUUUGUACUUUUAAAAGAAGAAUUUCCUCAUUCGCAUUGUUUGACGGGAAAGCUGGCGGAGACUUGACUCCCUACCAAACGUCGUUGACUAGAAGGUUUUUGGCUUCCAAUGCUGAUGAAAAACUAGUGCUGCAGUUGAGGGCAUUGUCUUUGAGACAUCAACAAGAAGUGUUCAAAACAUUAUUGUUGUGUAACAUUGAAUCGGAUAAACAAUUGGACAUAGUAUGCAAGGUUCUUGACGUGUAUAAAACUUCUACUAAUGACUGGAUAGUUCUUGUAUGGGAUGGGACAGAUUCUCCCGUAUUGCUUCAAAAUGAUUUGGAUAUGGAAGCAAAAUCUCCAAUUCGUCCUGAACUAUAUGAUCUUCCAAGAGAGGUUUUACAUGCACUUCCAAAGAUGGGAUCUAUCGUAGAAAUUUUUGUUGACAAAGUCUUUGAAGGCAUUUACCUGCUAAAAGGUGGUGGUCACUGGGUUAAAUUUUACAAUAUUAUUUUUAAUAUUCGAUCAGGUGUGUGGAGAGGUGUGGUGCAGAGUCCUAGCAAAGUUCGUAUCGUUUGUGCUGCAAAUUCUGAUGUACUACACAGAAAAAGAAUUUAUGAAGAUCGCCUUGCAUCUUAUGAGUACUCGCCUCUUUCAAGCAUUUGCAAUCCACCUCUUACUGUAACAGAUUCUGUGCUUAGCGGAUACUCAACAUUGAGGGCGUCUCUGACUCAUCCUGAGGUAGUUCAUGUAUUCAGAAGCAUUGUUAGAGUAAUUGCAUCGUAUCCUUGGCGAGCUGGAGACCUCUGUUCACCAAAUGGGCGCUAUAGAGUUAGAUUAACGCUAGAAGAUCCUACUGCAAGAAUUCAUGCAUAUAUAUAUGAAGAAGAUGGAGAGAACUUUUUUGGUGGAUAUCCCGCACAGGAUGUUUUAACCAGAAAAAUGAACAUGCUGCUUGGGAUGGGAGAUGGUGCAGCUGAUUGUUCCACUAAAAGGAACCCACCCUGGAUUUCGUGCUGUUUGAUGUCUUUUUUCAUCGACUCCAAUAACCCCCUCAAAAGUAGGAGAUAUCGAAUCUUUGGUACGACAAUGAUUGGGUGACGCAAACUAAACUAUGGUUUGCAACUACUCACAAAGAAAGCACUUAGCGUACGGGAUGUGACAUUUACCAUAUGGUCUCUCAAGUUUGCUUUUUGGGGUUCAUAAGCUUUUGUUGGUUGAUUGUGUAUUAAUGUGUGUGUGUGUGUGUGUG